UGCUCCAGUAGUGCUCAGGAGGGUCGCAGUCUAACUAGGGUGCAUCAGUCAGUCGUCAUCUGCUCCAGUAGUGCUCAGAAGGGUCGCAGUCUAACUAGGGUGCAUCAGUCAGUGGUCAGGCGGACUCGGGUUAAUGUUCACUCUCAGUUCUGUUCGUCAGUGGCCGAGGGCUCUAAGCAGACUGACCCGCUGUUACAGCCGCGCAGGUGGAAUGGCUGCAGACUGGCUGUCCUCGGCCGAGCGAGAGCAGUUCCUCCUGGAGCUCAAGGACACUGGAUGGAUGGAGGUGGAGGACCGCGACGCUCUUCACAAGGAGCUGCACUUCAAGAGCUUUAACCAGGCGUUCGGCUUCAUGUGUCGAGUGGCUCUGCAAGCAGAGAAGAUGAACCAUCAUCCGGAGUGGUUCAAUGUUUAUAACAAGGUUCAGAUCACUUUAUCGACUCAUGACUGUGGAGGACUGUCAAAGAAGGACAUUCGACUGGCCAAAUUCAUUGAUAAGGUGGCUCUGUCCCUGUAGCAGCUCUUCCUCCUGGAUUGUACAUUCAUUUUCAAUAUAUCAAAUCUUUUGUAUUGUAUUCCUAAAAAGGGAAAUAGUUGAUGUGUUAAUUCACAUAGGUGUGUGUUUAAAAUCACUCUUCUUGAUCUGAUCUACAUGAUUAUGGUAAAUGCAUAUUAAAAAGAUGAUAGAAUACAGUGAGUGUGGAUCCAUUUUAUAUUCAUUAAAUAUCUGAUAACAUCAGAUCAGAUCAUAUUUACAUAUGAAAAUAUGUGUUAUAUCAGGGCUUGAAAAUAUGUGAUACUGUUGAUCAAAUAAUGCGACAAUUUUACCAGAACAUAUUUUGAAUGAGAGCUGAUGAUGAAAGCCCAAAGUACUCUGAAACGUCAGCAGGAAAGUUGUACAGACUCAUAUUUUCCAAUCAUUCAGUUUCUAAGCAUGCAGCAUUUUGACUGUACUACAUUUACUUAGGCUACACAAGAUGACAACACAUUUUCAUAAUCUGAAUGUCCAAUAUGUUUCCUUUAAGGAUGCUUUCCUGUUAUAUAGUGAGCUGACAGAAUGCAGGUUAAGUUGAGCUCUGUUUUGUUGCAUUACUAAUGGCUAUUAACUCAUUCUUUAUUGAAAAACUACUGCACACUUCACACAAACCUUGGAUGUUGCGGUAAAACAGAGCUAUGUGGAGUUAGCAGUAGAAAAUAUAAUCUUCAGGAAUUGUAGUCUGGAAUUCAGAAGAACAGUGUUUCUUGCCCGCAGCUACAAGUCAAAUGUGGUGUUUGGGGACUAGCCAGAGCAAUCAAAUAUCUGUGAAUAAAGAUAACAAGGUCAAAGCAACUCCUACAUCAUGUCCUUCCAUUUGAAUUAAUUUUACUGGGUUAAAUUCCACCCCAAUCGCAUUGGUCUCUCUCUCUCCAGUUUGUGAUGAACAAACUGUUCCUUCUGUUCCCAGAUCCUCUAAUAACAUACUGGCUUUAUCCUCAGAGCUGACCCAGAGCAUCCAUAUAUUUGCAGGGAGCACCACACAGGUUAUUGUGGAUUUGCCAUGCCUCAGGAUCCACCAGUCUAUCAGGCAGAUUGUACAAAAGGACGAAAUUCAACACCACUGUCCAGACCCCAAUAUACAUGAAGUGAAAGUGAAUAAUAAACAGGUAUGACUUGGGUUUGAAUGAAAUCCUGCCAAAACGGUUUGUUUUGGUGGUUUGAAACAGCUUGUCAGGACAAUCCUAAAGGAAAGCUUUGACUGUUAAAUACUUCCUAAUUUCCAUUGACAGAUGAUGACUCAAUUGGCUGGUGUAACCUAAGGCUCAGAUCUAGAUGU
Carassius auratus (goldfish) is the source of this 1814-nucleotide messenger RNA. Its product is annotated as pterin-4-alpha-carbinolamine dehydratase 2-like. Lineage: Eukaryota; Metazoa; Chordata; Actinopteri; Cypriniformes; Cyprinidae. Gene Ontology annotation, molecular function: 4-alpha-hydroxytetrahydrobiopterin dehydratase activity. Gene Ontology annotation, biological process: tetrahydrobiopterin biosynthetic process. The record is from RefSeq and is a predicted model, not a curated record. The transcript has 4 exons. The coding region runs from base 134 to 517 and encodes 127 amino acids.